GAGAGCGAGAAGAAGGAAGGACAGGGAUAGUUGGGCUUACUGAUAGGACCUGUGUAGUUUGUGCAGUUUGCUGUGUUCUAAGAAUUGGUGGGCAGCAAACGAAUCGUCUUCCCUUGGGGGUCUUUGCCACAAGGAGCUGUGGUCACCUCUUUGCAUUGCUGAAGGAAACAAAAGAAACACAAAUUACCAGCUGGCACUACAACAACUUUCCAGUGACUGUCCAGUAGCCCAAUGGUGGAUUUACCCUGACCAACAUCCCAUUGUGACGUUAGAGUGACGCUUGGUCAAAUCUAUUUAUUUAUAUCCGUGGAACGCAGGGCUCAGGAUUUUGGCGUUAUAGGGACAUCUCCAUCGUUAUUGAGGAAACUUUCCACUGCUGUUGUGGGGACGCACUAAAGGGACUUUAAUUGAAGAGUCUCCCUCCAGGGGGACGGCGAGGGACUACCCACAAAAGGGAAGAUGUUCUAGAGAUUGGAGUUUUGUCCUAAACGAGCGCUCGGCCUUCACUGUUGAAGAUGAGCAAUGAGGAUGAGUUCUACGAUGCCGUCACAGGCCUGGACUCAGACGAGUCGUAUGAGGGCGUGUCAGAGGCCAGUUUUAAAGAUGCCGUGCUGUAUGAUGGUGGCUCUCAGGGGAACAGCGCCUCAGUGCCACAGGAGAAUGGAAUCAAGAAACACAGGACGUCGUUACCUGCCCCCAUGUUCUCCAGAAACACUAUCAGUGUCUGGAGCAUCCUGAAGAAGUGCAUCGGGCUGGAACUGUCCAAGAUCACGAUGCCCAUUGUCUUCAACGAGCCUCUGAGUUUCCUGCAGAGGAUCACAGAAUACAUGGAACACACAUACCUCAUCAACAAGGCCUGCUCACUGUCUGACUCCAUAGAGCGCAUGCAGGCAGUUGCUGCCUUUGCUGUGUCAGCAGUGGCAUCCCAGUGGGACAGAACUGGAAAGCCCUUCAACCCUCUGCUGGGAGAGACUUACGAACUUAUGGGAGAGGAGCAGGGUUUCAGGCUAGUAUCAGAACAGGUGUCCCAUCACCCACCGGUCAGUGCCUUCCAUGCUGAGAGCCUGGGCGGGGACUUUGUCUUCCAUGGAUCCAUCUAUCCCAAACUCAAGUUCUGGGGAAAGAGUGUGGAGGCGGAGCCCAAAGGGACCAUCACACUAGAACUACUCAAGCACAAUGAGGCGUACACGUGGAGUAACCCUUACUGCUGUGUUCACAAUGUGAUCCUGGGCAAACUGUGGAUAGAACAGUACGGGACAGUGGAAAUAGUCAAUCACAGUACUGGGGAUAAGUGUGUGUUGAGCUUCAAGCCCUGUGGAAUGUUUGGGAAGGAACUUCACAAAGUUGAGGGUUACAUUCAGGAUAAGAGUAAAAAGAAGCGCUGUGUGAUCUAUGGGAAGUGGACAGAGUGUGUUUGGAGUGUGGACCCUCAGGUCUAUGAAGCCAACAAGAAGGCCGACAAAAGAGGAGAUAACAAAAAGCACAAACAGGAAGAGCCUGAGAGAACAGAGAAUGACGAUGCAGAUGACAUGCCAGUGGUCCAGGAGACAGUGUCGGUCAUACCAGGAAGUACCCUGCUGUGGAGGAUAGCAUCUAGACCUGUGCAUUCCUCCACGAUGUAUAAUUUUACUAGCUUCGCUAUGUCUCUAAAUGAGCUACAACCUGGCAUGGAAGCCAUUUUGGCACCCACCGACUGCCGCCUUAGGCCUGACAUUAGAGCCAUGGAGAACGGCAACAUGGAAGAGGCCAGCCGGGAGAAGGAGAGACUGGAGGAGAAGCAGAGAGCUGCCAGGAAGGACAGGGCAAAGCAUGAUGAGGAAUGGUCUACUAGGUGGUUCCAGCAGGGUACCAACCCAUACACGGGCUCUCAGGACUGGCUCUACACUGGGGGCUACUUUGAUAGGAACUACACAGGGCUGCCUGACAUCUACUGAUAGCCACCUAGCCUUCACCCCCCCUCUUUCUCCUCCCCUUCUUUUGCAGUCUGCAGUGACAUAUCCUGACCUGAACUCAAGUGACGUAGAAAUGAUCCAUAUGCUUGCUUUCCCUUCAAUCUUCCUCAUCCUUCUCCUAUUGCACCACAGCAGCCUGCUACUGGCACACUGCUAGCCUUCGUCAUCAUCUUACUCCUCUUAAAAAUGCAGCAGUGUGUCCACCAUGGAUUGGAGAGCUGUAUGUUUGAUUCCAAUGGACUCUCCCUCCUCCUCCACUGAAAACUGAUGCAGUCAGCCUGAUGUCAGUUUGGAGAGACGUAUGAAUUUCCAUAAAACCGUGACUCCAGUCUUAUCCCUCUUCUCCCUCAUCAUCACCAGGAGUCAUGAACUUCAUCUCUGCUACAGCAACCCACAGAAUCUCAUCAUUUUCAUAAAUUAUAAUGCUCAUUGAAGGACAGACUCUGACUUGUUGAGUGUCAAACAACUCUUGUUUUGUGUCGCUGAGAAUCUCCAUCCUUUUGUCUUUGUAUCACAUGGAAGGUCCCUGGCUAUCUCAACCUUCAUCGUUUAGAGCACAAUAAUCCUUACACAACCCCCUUAACACAUCUCUCACAAGCAAAUAAUCAUAUUAUUUUGAACUCAUUGCUGUAAUCUUUUUCCCUUUUAUUCAUUCGUCUCGCUCUUAUUUGAUAGUAGUGUUUCUGGGCUCUGACGCAACUGCCUUUUACAUUUACUCUCCUGAAUUCACCAGCUGCUGGAUCACCGCCUUAAUCGGGAAUAAUUCAAACAAAGCCCAUCCAGUUCCUUAUAAGUUGCAAUGACAACAGGUGUUCAAAUGUGGAUGACUGUGGUCUUUGAGGGACAUGAUUUUGAGGGCAAAUGAAAAAAAAAAAUCUAACUUGGGCUAUAGGUUAGUACUGCCGAUUGGUUGGCCUUAGUGUCACAACCUUGGACACAAGACAUGGAGCUUCCCAUCUUCUCUCACUGGUCUGGCACCAUCAUCAUUGUAGUGCUACUUGAGGUUUUUAAACCAAACUAGGGAACAUAACUAUGUCUAAAAAAAAAAAACUAAAAAAAAAACGGUGUACCUGAUGGCUGUAGCUUGACAAGCAGAGAGCCAGGGGAACAGAGCAAUUUAUGCUGAAUGGGGAGAACAUAACUCACUUGGAAAAAACACAAGGAAGACAAGUUUUUAUGGAUGCAGAAGGAAACGAAGCAGGACAGCGGUUGAAUUUAAGUAAAACUCAAAUGCUCAGAUCAUUAAACUCUUCACCACCUCUAAACUUGACCAUUAAAAACAGUUGGCCUUCAGCCACCGAAGAAAUGUAUCAAUGCGUUUACCUAUAGACACUAUUUUUCAUCCGGGACAUAUCUUUGCUCAACAAUCCCCAUUGUUUACUCCUGAACUGAAUUCACUGUUUCAGGGCUUGUUAAACCUUUGGAACCCAACUGAUGAAUUUAUUUUUAUCUUGGGAGCCCUGGGCUCUCAAAACACUCUCUUCUAGACUCUUCCUAUGGUGGCCCACAAAGGGUAGGCCCGACACUGUGGGGUCCUGACCCACUGUUAUGUGAAUGUUGAACUGUUUGUUUGCUGGGCUGCGUGGCUAACUGGGUAAAUGUGCUAGCUGCUAAUUAUUAUCUUGGUAGGCGUUCAUUCCCCAGCUACUUAAGUUUACCUAUGUAAAGAAACCCCAGAAUGGAUCCAAACAAGGGCAGUAAGUAAGCUGAUUUUUUUAAAAGUGAAUUAAUAUUGAAUAAUAACAAUAAAUAAACUAAAUGAUCGGAUUAUUUUCAAGGCUGAUGAAAUGGAUAAAUAGCGUUUUUCAUUUUGUUCAUCAAUUCGGGGAAAUGCUCGCUUUCCUGUCUCGCACAGAACAGCUUUGCCCCCCAAGAAACACCCCGGUUUGGUAAUCAGGAAUAAUGCAUGUGCCAGAGAAAGAUCAGGUCAUUCCCACACAGUGAAAACUCGAAAUUUUGUGCCCAUUUAAAUCUGGACACGAGGCUGGAUUCGCUCAAAAAGGGUCGAGUCAAAUCCUGCACAAAUAUGCUGGUUGGCUAUCCCAUUAGAAGAUGACAUUAAAGUCCAGGACUCUGUGCUUAUGUAAGGCUUUUGCAUUUUACGUUCGUUAUCGCUGAAUAUUAAUGAUUUGUGUGAAUGAGUGCAGAAAUGUGUACAGACAAUUAAAGCCAUAUUAACUUUGUGUAGACGCCAGGUUGUGGAUGUAUGACAGGAGAGGCCAGACAUGCCUUGUGAAUGAACUGAACUUGAGAAUGUGAACUGUUGAAUUUACCAAUAUUGUCACUAUAGCAUGAUUCAUGUCAGUGUAAAAUAUCAUAACCUUGUUUAUUUAGGUACCCUCGUCUCCAUCUGGAGUGGAGUUCAGAAUUUAUUCAGAGAUUAAAGUUGGAACUCGGUGACGGAUGGACUUAACUCGCAUCAUCACCUUUUCUUACCGUAGUGGCUGAUUGUAGUGCAAAGGAGACAUUCUUUAAAAAGUACAUGUCAAGAGUUUGGGUUCAAAAUGAGAUGUUAUUGUCAUUUUAAGGAAAAACAAAAUCAUAGCAAAAAGGUUACACCAUUACUCUCGUGAUUGUGAGCACAACAUUAUGAUAGUGGUACUUUUUAAAGGAUGCAAAGUGACUGAAGUCCUUUGUUGCCUAAGGAUGAUGCUUUUAGGGGCUAUUCUCCACAUAUUAGGUAAAUGAAAUGAAUAUAGACGCUGUUAUUAAAUUGAAUUCUUCAUGUAUAGUAACCCAUAAUUCAACAGAUAUCAUGCGAAUACUAUUUUCCUCCUAGCACCUCCAAAUGUUUUGGUCUUGUGCCAGAAAAUCAUAUUAAGCCUACCAUAAUAGUUUACGCUCAAUGGGUCUAAUGACCCAGAAUAUUAUCUUUAAUAAGACAGAUGUUUAUCAUUCCAUAUUUAGCUCCGUAUGAAUAGUAAAACCCAUGAAACUAUGUAGUUCAUAUAAAGUUAGUGUUUCCAAACAGACAUUUGCCUUUCUUUUGGGUCCAGUAGGACCUAAUGCGGCCAUUUUUACAUUGUGAACCAAAAUCGAACCGCAGGAAGAAAACAUGUCUAAAUUGUGUUUGGACUGGACACCAAGCCACGCUGGUGUAAAUGCAGCCAAGGGCCAAUACAAACACCAGAAUUGGCGAGUGACUUUCAUUUAUGGAGGUGUAAUAGUGCUACAUCUGGGUUGACACCAUCUAGAUUAAAAGUGGCUUGGCAGUGCUUCAGAUUAUGAAAUUACAAAUCCCUUAUUUUUGAUAUCUCUG
Lampris incognitus (smalleye Pacific opah) is the source of this 5211-nucleotide messenger RNA. RefSeq names its product oxysterol-binding protein-related protein 2-like. The transcript has 14 exons. Gene Ontology annotation, molecular function: cholesterol binding. NCBI's taxonomy places the organism in Eukaryota, Metazoa, Chordata, Actinopteri, Lampriformes, Lampridae. The record is from RefSeq and is a predicted model, not a curated record. Gene Ontology annotation, cellular component: membrane; intracellular membrane-bounded organelle; cytosol. Bases 516 to 1934 code for a protein of 472 amino acids.